Messenger RNA from Alosa sapidissima (American shad), 1582 nucleotides. RefSeq names its product homeobox B5b (gene hoxb5b). The coding region runs from base 62 to 895 and encodes 277 amino acids. Gene Ontology annotation, cellular component: nucleus. NCBI's taxonomy places the organism in Eukaryota, Metazoa, Chordata, Actinopteri, Clupeiformes, Clupeidae. Gene Ontology annotation, biological process: anterior/posterior pattern specification; regulation of transcription by RNA polymerase II. The record is from RefSeq and is a predicted model, not a curated record. Gene Ontology annotation, molecular function: RNA polymerase II cis-regulatory region sequence-specific DNA binding; DNA-binding transcription factor activity, RNA polymerase II-specific. The transcript has 2 exons.
UCGUACAGCACGGGGAUUAUAACGACCAAGAUCUACAAAUCAAGAGCUUAAAAAUAACCAAAUGAGUUCUUAUUUUCUAAACUCGUUCGCAGGGCGCUAUCCAAAUGGCUCCGACUAUCAGUUGCUAAAUUAUGGGACUAACGGCGCUAUGAACGCUUCGUACAGGGACACCGCAACCAUGCAUUCAGGCUCCUUCGGUUAUAACUACAAUGGAAUGGACCUAAGUGUAAAUCGCUCAAACGGCAAUGGGCACUUCGGGGCUGCUGGAGAUAAUUCCCGUAGUUUCCAGAACGCGGGCCCGGAUACCCGGUACAGACCACCGAGCUGCUCGCUCGCUUCUCCAGAUCCCCUGCCUUGUGCCAACAACGAGACCCUGGAUCUGAAGGGAUCCUCUACCCCAUCCGACCAGAGCACAGUCACAGGCAACAACCUAAAAAACAGCAGCAGUCUUACCAACAACAGUAGCACACAGUUUGCUGAAAUAGAAGACACCAGCGUGUCCUCCGAACCCGAGGAAAGCGCACACGCUGCCAACCCCACUCCACGGACGCAGAAACAAGAAUCUAUCGCCUCAUCAACUACAACACCCAGCGAUGGGCAAACGCCUCAAAUAUUCCCUUGGAUGAGGAAACUGCACAUUAGCCAUGAUAUGACUGGACCGGAUGGGAAACGGGCCCGAACCGCGUACACCCGCUACCAGACCCUUGAGCUGGAGAAAGAGUUCCAUUUCAAUAGGUAUCUAACCCGGAGGAGGAGGAUAGAGAUAGCCCACGCGCUGUGCCUCUCGGAGAGGCAAAUUAAGAUUUGGUUCCAGAAUCGCAGGAUGAAAUGGAAGAAGGACAACAAACUGAAAAGCAUGAGUCUUGCUACUGCCGGUAGCGCUUUCCAGAAUUGACAGUCGUAUCGUGGAGUUAAAAUCCCCUGUGAUACUGCAGACUGCCCUGCACUCAUCGGCAUGUUGUGAUCAUUAGACGACAUACAAAUUUCAUGUGGUCCUGAUGAUGCACACAUAGUGUUGUCGUUAAGUAUUCUCAUCAUAGCUCUUAUGAUUUAAAAAUGAAGCCACAAUAGCAUAAAUAUUGUCAUAUAUAGUGCAAAUGUCAUGUGCCAGAUUUAUACUUUCGUGCAGUAAGCAUGUCCUAUGUGAGACCUUAAUUGUGUGUAACGUAUUCACAGUUUAUCAGUUGUACAGUGUACAGUCUUACAUCUCAUACUACUUGGCCGCUAAAGAAAUGAAUGAAAAUAAUAAGAUAACUUCUAUGAGCCGCCGCAAAAGCUUACGUAGAAACUGCAGUAUGAUACAGUCUCGAUGUUUCUGUGAUGUUCAAUGCUUAUAUGAGCAUAUCAUUCAUUUCCUCAGUCAGAAAACACAGUAUAGGUACAAGAUAUCUUCCCAUCAAAUACAUUUGUGUAGUAAAUAUUUUGCAAUGCAGUAAUGACCUUGGCCAAAUGUUUCCAUUAAGGAAUUAAAUGUGUUUCAAAGUUUUAUUGUGACCAAUAUGUUAUUUGUAGGCCUAUAGUGCGCAAAGUGAAUGGUGAAUGUUUUGUGAUGACAAAAGUCAUGUUUAAAAGUCUUUUUGGC